AUGACAGCGCUGCUCAAACGCCUUGCGACACAAGAUGUCCUACUGCAAGAAAUCCACGAUGUCGAGGCUAAGCUACGAGAAAAGGCUGAUAUCGAGACGCGCAUGGCGAUUGACGAAGAGCGCCAAAGGACUCUGGACUCAUUUCCCUUUGUCAAUCCUCAAGGAAUCUUCCAGGCGAAUUCGAAACUCAGACACUCAAACACCGGAUUCUGGCUGAUCGAGAAUGACACCUUCACAAGCUGGAUACAUCAAGCUACACAACAGCGAGCUGUGGCAUUCUUCUACUGCGAUUACAAAGAUAAGAAAAGUCAGAAGCUGGUGAGCAUAUUAGGUACCAUUACGUCGCAGCUUGCGAGGCAGAAUGAGCAAAGCUUCCAGCUACUCCAGGCAUACGCCUCCACGCUAAAGCCACAAAAUCAAUUACCACGCAGCCCAGAAGUCGACGAACUUGUUGAAUUGAUCAAGGAAAUGGCAAAAACGUUCGAGGAUGUUAAAGGCUGCCUAAUGAAGUAA
Messenger RNA from Pyrenophora tritici-repentis Pt-1C-BFP, 513 nucleotides. The record is from RefSeq and is a predicted model, not a curated record. Lineage: Eukaryota; Fungi; Ascomycota; Dothideomycetes; Pleosporales; Pleosporaceae.